GGGGGAGGAGAUUUCCCUGUAGACGAGUAAAAAGCGUGAUGGACAAACGUGCGGGCACUAAGACCGCAAGGCAUUCAUUUCCUCCUACGGUGGAUGCGGACGCUGGGAGGAGAGCCCCUGAGCUAGAGGCUGGGAGCCGAGACGCAGAGAACACGUAGCGACUCCGAAGAUCAGCCCCAAUGAACAUGUCAGUGUUGACUUUACAAGAAUAUGAAUUCGAAAAGCAGUUCAACGAGAACGAAGCCAUCCAAUGGAUGCAGGAAAACUGGAAGAAAUCUUUCCUGUUUUCUGCACUGUAUGCUGCCUUUAUAUUUGGUGGUCGGCAUCUGAUGAACAAGCGAGCCAAGUUUGAACUGCGGAAGCCGCUCGUGCUCUGGUCGCUGACGCUUGCCGUCUUCAGUAUAUUCGGUGCUCUUCGAACUGGUGCUUACAUGCUCUACAUUUUGAUGACCAAAGGCCUGAAGCAGUCAGUUUGUGACCAGAGUUUUUACAAUGGACCUGUCAGCAAAUUCUGGGCUUAUGCAUUUGUGCUCAGCAAAGCACCCGAACUAGGUGACACAAUAUUCAUCAUUCUGAGGAAGCAGAAGCUGAUCUUCCUGCACUGGUACCACCACAUCACUGUGCUUCUGUACUCUUGGUACUCCUACAAAGACAUGGUAGCUGGGGGUGGUUGGUUCAUGACUAUGAACUAUGGCGUACACGCCGUCAUGUACUCUUACUAUGCCUUGCGGGCUGCGGGUUUCCGAGUCUCCCGGAAGUUUGCCAUGUUCAUCACCUUGUCCCAGAUCACGCAGAUGCUGAUGGGCUGUGUCAUUAACUACCUGGUCUUCAACUGGAUGCAGCAUGACAACGACCAGUGCUACUCCCACUUUCAGAACAUCUUCUGGUCCUCGCUCAUGUACCUCAGCUACCUUGUGCUCUUCUGCCAUUUCUUCUUUGAGGCCUACAUCGGCAAAGUGAAGAAAGCGACGAAGGCUGAGUAGUGUCAGAACUGAGGAGGAAGACAUAGCUCAGGGUCAUCACGAAAAAUAAUAGACAAAAGAAAAUGGCACAAGGAAUCACAUAUGGUGCAGCUAAAACAAGACAAAACAUACGUAUGAGCAGACACUAAGCCCAAGGCAGCUUGGGAGUGAAGAUUAGGUUGUAAGUUUAUGAUCCUUUUAUGGGUGAGGACUCGCUGAGGGCAACUUCAUCUCAAAGCACUGCUGCUGAGGGACCCCUUCCCUCUUGACCUGUCAACUCUAGAACACACUAGAUACCAAGGCAGCCACGGGCAAAGGGAUUAGUGAACAGCAAGCAAAACACUGCAGGAAGAAGGGGGGGAAAUCUAUUCAGAUUCUUGUUUUGUUUUGUUUUUCUCUAAGGAUAAAGGAGUUUCCCCUUUUCAAACUAUAGGAGCACACACGCGCACACACAGACACAAUCUUUUCAACAUGAAACCAGAGCUGGUAGGAAAGAUAAACAUGGAAGAAACAGGGUUUAUAUCUAGGACAGCAAUGCUUUUGCAAAAAUCUAGGCCUUUUAAAGAAAGGUUAGCUUGUAACUCCUUGACAAAAGAUGUCUUAAUUAUUUUUACUGCAGCUGAAAGUAAAAAGGUAGAUACUUUGCCCUUCACUGCACAGCCUCGGGCUUGUGUGUUUGCUACAACCAAACAGAGGACAAUACUUCCCCGUGAUUCUUUAUUUCUGGGAGAAAGAAAACCAUGCAGCCCAAACCCCCAAGAAGGCGGCCUAUAGCAAACCCUGCAGUUGAAACAUCACACUGACAGCUGUUACUUCUGCUCUUCGGUGAGAUAUGAAGCAUCCAUUGUUCAAUUACCCCAAACUUUAAGAUGGAGGAAUAAAUGCAGAAUUGAAAAGAAGGAAGAUCAACGGGUUGGCUUGAAAAUGGAAUCUUGUGCUAUCUAUAACAAAACUCAGCCCAUCGCCCCUGGAGCUGGAAAAGGAAGGAAGGACUAUGUAUAGAAAGAGACCAGAGCUGAAGAUUCAUCUAAUACACAGUGUGUUCGCCGCCCUCCCUGUUCGACCUCACACAUAAUCCUGGCUUUCUAAAUAAGGCCCUGUGACACAGUCCGAGCUUUCUAUAUUUUUGUGACUUUCAAAAACAGAUCUGCAGGGCUCUGCCUGAUUUGGGGUAAACACUGUGUUUCUGCAGCCUCUGCAUUUGCACCCUUAAGCAGUGCCGAGGUGUGAGAAGUGCCCUCUGCUGGCUUAGUGAGAAGCUUCAACAAACACUUCAUGAUAGGUUGAAAUAGCUGACCACAAAGGGCCUGCGUAGAUUAAACCCUAAGUUCUAAGUGCUGUCAAACACCUGACAUAUAUUUGACCAAAUCAGAAGAGAGAGAACCUCUAUGCUUCAAGUAAGCUUCAAAAUUUUUUAAAGCGACUUUCACUUGGGAACUCAGAAAGUCAAUGUAUUAAGAGCCAUAUUCUUAACAAAAAAAAAAAAAAAAAAGAAAGAAAGAAAGAAAAGAAAAAAGCUAGACAAUGUUAUCUGUAAUAUUUCAGUCUUCUACAAGCCAAAUAAAUGUGUCGAUGUUCCUAAUAUUUCAAAGACGCAAUUACGUAAAGUUGUUCAAUGUGAUAUAAUAGUAUUCUAAUUGGUUAAGUAGUUUAAUAAUUAGGCAAACUAGCAGAAACAACUAGAUUAUAGACACAUAGCCACAUACACACAGAAGUGUGAGGUACAUUGAGCUGUAAAGCCCAAAUCAAUAGUAACACAAUUUUUGGCUAGCAGAAACUAUCACCUAUCUUCCUUUACUUGAGAGUGUACAGUAAAAGGGAUUUUUUUUUUCAAAUUAUUUUUAUAUUAUUUUAGCUUUAAUUGUGCUGUCAUUCAUGAAGCAGCUCCUUGGCCUUUCUGUGAGAGAUGGCAUGGGUGUUUUCGUGUAGCUUGUUUACGUGUGGAAUUGGAAACGAAUAAAAUCUGAUCCCAUUCUGUGGGAACAGGAUCAAGAGUGAACAAAGAAUCCAUGCAGAUCAAGUCAUGACUGAAAGA
Messenger RNA from Arvicanthis niloticus (Nile rat), 2997 nucleotides. RefSeq names its product ELOVL fatty acid elongase 6 (gene Elovl6). The record is from RefSeq and is a predicted model, not a curated record. Gene Ontology annotation, molecular function: fatty acid elongase activity. Gene Ontology annotation, cellular component: endoplasmic reticulum; endoplasmic reticulum membrane. NCBI's taxonomy places the organism in Eukaryota, Metazoa, Chordata, Mammalia, Rodentia, Muridae. Gene Ontology annotation, biological process: fatty acid elongation, saturated fatty acid; fatty acid elongation, monounsaturated fatty acid; sphingolipid biosynthetic process.